Molecule: messenger RNA, 1746 nt
Organism: Scylla paramamosain (green mud crab)
Lineage: Eukaryota; Metazoa; Arthropoda; Malacostraca; Decapoda; Portunidae
Product: sodium/potassium-transporting ATPase subunit beta-like
Biological process (GO): intracellular sodium ion homeostasis; intracellular potassium ion homeostasis; potassium ion import across plasma membrane
Cellular component (GO): sodium:potassium-exchanging ATPase complex
Molecular function (GO): ATPase activator activity
Source: RefSeq, a predicted model, not a curated record
CGAUCGCGCCCCUGCAAGACCACAGUCGAGGCUCAGGCGGCGGAACACGAUGGCGGACCACGGAUUGAUGAAGAGAGCCAGUGAGCGGGACGACAGCUUCAAAACUUUCGUAUGGAACCCACAAACCAAACAAUUCCUGGGCCGUACUGGCUCUUCGUGGUUCAAGAUCGGCGUGUUCUACAUCAUCUUUUACGCCUGCCUGGCCGGAUUUUUCGCUGUCAUGAUGGCCGUGUUCUACCAGACCCUGGAUACCAACCAUCUUCCUAAGUACACUCCAGGUGACGGCGGCUCCCUCCUGAAGAACCCUGCCAUGGGUUUCCGGCCACUCCCGAGGGCAGAGAACGUGGAAUCGACUCUCAUUUGGUACAAGAACGGUGACAACGAUGACAUCAAGCAUUGGGUGGAACAGCUUAACAAAUUUAUCGAACCAUAUGAGGGCACCAGCGAGGUCAUCUCAGGUCAGCACGUCACUUCUUGUUCUGAAGACAAGUUGCCAGGGCCAGAGGAGGUGUGCCGUUUCGAGGACAAAUGGCUUUCCGAUAAGUGUCAGAAGGCAGAGAGCUGGGGAUAUAACCGUGAAUCACCCUGCAUUCUCCUGAAGCUGAACAAGAUGAUCAAGUGGGUGCCUAAGGUGUACGAGAGCUUGGAAGAGCUGCCUGACAACAUGCCCCAGAAACUCAAGGACCACAUUGAGGCCAAGAUGAAUGAAAAUAAUGGCAAAAUUCCAAAGAUGAUCUGGGUGUCCUGUGAGGGAGAGAACCCCGCCGACCAGGAAUACAUCGGCCCCAUCCAGUACUCCCCCUGGCAAGGCUUCCCCGCUUACUACUUCCCCUACAUGCACACCCCUGGCUACCUCCCCCCCAUCGUGGCUGUCCAGUUCAACCAGCCUAUGUCCAACGUGCUCAUCAACAUUGAGUGCCGCGCUUGGGCCAAGAACAUCGUGCACGACCGCCAGAACCGCCUUGGCCUGGUGCACUUUGAGCUCCUGAAGGACUAGAGCGGUGCAGCGCCGGCGGCCGCCCCUCCGGGCGCCUUCCCCGGGAUAAAGUUUUCAUAUUGAGAAUUCAUAAAUUAUUACCUAUACCGCUAUGAGAGUUGUUUUUAGGUGUGAAGAAAUUUUAACUGUGAAUAGUCUUGUCAAACUCCUCUUUUGUCAUGUAUUUUUUUAUUAUCAUUAUUGACGGUCCCGACGGAAGCAGACAGUCGCGCGGGAGGCCGGCCGGGGCACGCGUGAGGGGCCCGCCCCGCCCCCCCCCGUGCCCCGUGCCGGGCGGCGGUGCCCCGGCUGGCCGAGGGAUCCCAAGCUCCGCGGGACGUCUACGUUAAGGAAUUGUUAUGAGUAUUGUGUAAUUUUGUGUAAAUUUUGUGAAGUACAUGCAGUAUAUUCCAGCGCCGCGCGGCACGGCGACGGUGCCGUGCGGCAGAGCCACGACACCCACAGCAGUUGUAGUCCGUAGCAAUUCCUUUGUCUAGCGUUGUGUAAAUAGUCUUGUACGCAGAGAGUAUCACUAUAUUUCAUGCAAUCAACGAGGGGCGCCCCGACGCCCGUCUGGCUAACCUGCGGCGCCGGCGGUGGUAGCUGUGGAGGGAGGGGGGAGUGAGAGAGAGGGAGGGAGAAGGGUGAGGCGCCGCGGGUCAGCCUGGCGGGGGGGCGGGGUGCUGUCUUGCAAACGUUCAUCCACCCUCGGAAAAUGUUGUUUUCCGCAGUUGUUCUGGUUUUCAGCAAUAAAGAUCUUGACAAAUUUA